CACUUGAUAGCGCGAUACGACAUCUCUGCUCUCCGGAGUGGCGUCAGGUGGCUGCGACCCGGCCUGACCGAUCCCCGGCACUCCGGCCGGCCUCAACGUAAAAACGACAUCACGAUGAACUUCCCACCACCUGAAAGAUCGCGGAGUGGACAGCAGACACCCAGACAACUCCCUCGCAUGUGCAACGACUACAACCGUAGGGGAGGAUGUACCCGCGCCAAUUGCCAGGAGCUGCACUUGUGCACAUACUUCCUUCAAAACAGAUGCACCGCCGAGCGAUGCAACAAGGCCCACGCCCUGGAGACGCCCAGAAACAUCCUGCUGCUAGAUGGUCUGGGAUGGAGAGGUUCGGACGAUCUGGCUCUGGCGCUGGACAUCCUGCGCCGGCGGGCUCGAGGUCAGGCAGUCAGCGUCUGCGUCAUGUACAACGUGGGCAGUUGUUCUGUCCCCAACUGUGGCCGGCUUCACGUCUGCUACCGUUGUGUAGUGGAUGCCUGUCCGCUGGACGACUGUGGCCUCAGUCACGACCUGCUGGACGGCGGGCACAAUACCGACCUUCUGGCCAGUGCCGGUCUGACCGAUACCCCUGUGACAGAGCUCCUCAGGCGACUGCAGGAGCAGGUGCGCCGCCGGCCGCCCCAGCCGGCGCUCUGCAGAGCUGUGUAUGGCCGACAGGGCUGCCAGAGACACUGUCUGAGGCUACACUACUGCGAGGCAUUCCUCCACAGUCGCUGCAGGUUCGGAGACAGGUGCUCCAAGAGUCACAGCCUGAAGGAGCCGCACAACCAGCGGGUGCUGGCAUUCUUUGGCUGGACGGAAGACCAAGUGCUGAAAGAGCUGAGGAAGGUUCGAGUGAGCAGGUCAGUUUCUCGGCCAGCCAGAGCUCAAACUCCGACAGAACGGGACGACGACAAGGAAAGGUCCGACCGACAGGAUCCCGACCUCUGUGAAGAAUCGCAGCCGGGCCACAGUGCCGAGACCCGCGUCAAAAGGGUCGACAGCACUGAGGAGGUCGCGAAUCAUGUGAACGAUUCACUUGACUCGUCGAGCAAAUAUCCAAAGAGACAUUACAAGAUGUGUGAGCAAACAGCAAGAGUGCGCCCGAAGGCACAAGAAGAAAGCGCCUCGAGCCAGGUGAAGGAGGCAGAGAGACGGAAAUGGAAGGAAAAGGUGAGGGAAUUGGAGGAAAAGGAGAGAGAAUGGAAAAACAAAGAAGCUGAAUGGCAGAACAAGGAGACAGAAUGGCAGCAAAAGGAGGAAGAGUGGCAAGAAAAGGAAAGGAAGAAUGCAAGGGAAACACAACAAAGGGAAAAAGAAAUACACAAGACAGAGGAACGAGUGCGGAAAGAAUCCGAGGAUAAACUAAAAGAAGAAAAUGAGCGUGAGAGGCAAAGAUAUGAGCGGGAAAAAGAGGGCCAUUUGAGAGCAAUGGCAGAAACAGAAUCGCAAAAAAAAAAGAGUUAAUGCAAAACUAUGCAAAACUGAUUAUCGAUCACGAAAGCAGCGAGAAAACCAUAGCCACCAUUCAGCAAAUGAACGCUGAUUACCAACGGCAGAUCGCCAGUAUGCAGACUCUGGUAAAAGAGCUGAAGGAUAAAGAUCAAGGGCGAGAGAUCAAAGCAAAAACG
Messenger RNA from Amphibalanus amphitrite, 1628 nucleotides. Its product is annotated as golgin subfamily A member 6C-like. Bases 115 to 1464 code for a protein of 449 amino acids. NCBI's taxonomy places the organism in Eukaryota, Metazoa, Arthropoda, Thecostraca, Balanomorpha, Balanidae. The transcript has 2 exons. The record is from RefSeq and is a predicted model, not a curated record. Gene Ontology annotation, molecular function: metal ion binding.